This is a messenger RNA of Fonsecaea erecta, 1704 nucleotides long. RefSeq lists its product as hypothetical. The transcript has a single exon. Gene Ontology annotation, cellular component: cytoplasm. Gene Ontology annotation, molecular function: guanyl-nucleotide exchange factor activity. Bases 1 to 1704 code for a protein of 567 amino acids. The record is from RefSeq and is a predicted model, not a curated record. Lineage: Eukaryota; Fungi; Ascomycota; Eurotiomycetes; Chaetothyriales; Herpotrichiellaceae.
AUGUCCCGCCCUCGUGACAAGAAGCCUGCCGCUGCAAAGGCAACCAAAAAAUCAGCAGCGAAGGCGAAACCUGUCAAGAAGGUGUCAUCGCAGACGUCGACGGAGGCCGAUCCCCCAACCUUCCCGGUGAAGGCUCCGCCCAAACCUGCCCAUAAAGUCCCAGAAGCGACGGUGAAGAAGACAAGCAAGCGGAAGGCCGAAACAGAGGUUAAACAUGACGCUCAAACCAACGUGAAAAGACCACGAGUAGCUCCCACACCCGGUUCCGACGGUGACGAGCAUGCUUCCCUCAAACGAGAAUCAGCCCACCCUCGAGAAAAGCCCACGGCAGCCAAAAAGGCCAAGGCAACAAAGGCAGAGAUCAAUCGGCCUCCAACCGAGAAGCUCAAUGUCUACGUGUUUGGAGAAGGCUCUUCGGGGGAACUCGGUCUCGGGAGCGCCAAGGGCCAGACCGAAGUCAAGAGACCGCGAUACAAUCCCAAUCUCAGCCCGGACAGCGUCGGCGUGGUCGCUUUGUCAGUCGGUGGGAUGCACACUGCGGCUCUGACCCACGACAACAAGAUUCUGACCUGGGGCGUCAACGAUCAGGGCGCGUUGGGUCGCGACACUGCCUGGGAAGGUGGUCUCCGUGACAUCGACGAAGAUGCCAGUGACUCGGACUCGGACAGCGGUUCGGAGACAGCCGUCAACCCAAGAGAAUCCACCCCAGGUGAAGUGGACCUGUCGGGUGUGCCUGAAGAUGUCAAAUUCAGCCAGGUUGCCUGCACCGACAGUGCCACUUUUGUUCUCACGACCCAGGGCGAUGUGUACGGAUGGGGCACAUUUCGUUCGAACGAGGGCAUAUUUGGCUUUGACCCGACCACGCUCAUCCAGCUCCGACCAAAGCUGAUCAAGGGCAUCGGCAAAGUCAUUCAGCUUGCCACGGGUGCCAAUCAUGUUCUUGCGUUGCAGGAGAGUGGUGCCGUCUACUGCUGGGGUUCCGGGCAACAGAACCAAUUGGGUCGACGGAUCCUGGAGCGACGAGCGACAAACAGUCUGAUACCCACUGCCAUUGGCACGCUCAAGAAGAUCGAAUACGUCGGAGCAGGGGCCUACAAUUCGUUCGCGGUGAAGUCGAAUGGUGACGUCUACUCCUGGGGCUUGAACAACUUCGGCCAAACCGGCGUUCCCAAAGAAUUCGACGAGAGUGGCAACACCAAAGGCAACGACGUCCACAUGCCCAUUAUUGUUGACACGCUAGGCAAGUUUGGCAAAGUCACAUGUAUCCAGGGAGGGUCUCAUCACACCGUCGCCGUCACCGACAAACACGAAUUGCUGGUCUGGGGGCGAAUUGACGGAAACCAGUCGGGUCUGAAGGUCCAGGAACUUCCAGAAGACGACGUCGUCCGCGAUUCAGCUGGCCACCCACGGAUUCUCGUGGUUCCGACCCAAAUCCCCAACAUUGAGGCUCUCAUGGCUGCCGCAGGGUCUGACCACUGUAUUGCCAUUGACAAGAAGGGCAAAGCGUACUCAUGGGGGUUCAGCACGACCUACCAGACCGGACAGGGCACUUCGGACGAUGUGGAACUGGCCACACUCAUCGACAACACGGCUGUCAGAGACAAGAAACUGGUUUGGGCCGGUGCGGGCGGCCAAUUCAGCGUGAUUGCCGGUCUUCCGGCACCGUUGGUGAAUGGGGUCAAUGGUGUCAAUGGACAUGCGUGA